AUGAAUCAAGCUGAUAGUAUAGCUGAUACGUUUAUAACUAGACCAACUACCGCCCUUCAAAAAGUCAUUGAUAAGUUUUCAACUUUGGGUGCAAGAAGUCAAUCAUCAAAAUCAGAAAAAUCAAGUACUAUAAGUAGUAAAGAUGUCUAUGAAGAUAAAUCGAAUUAUGGUUCUAUACUGGCAUCCAAAUUACAAGCUAAGUUUGGGAAAGUGUUAAAAAUUGAACAAAAGUUAAGAAAUAUUGAAAGAGAUUUAAUUGUUGAUUUAUUAAGUUGGGCUAAAGAUCUUCCAAGUGAUUCAUGUGAAUCAAUGAUUAAAAAUUUUGCAACUUUAUCAUCCAUUAAAUCAUCAGCUACUGUUUUAACCAUGGAUAAUUUGGAUAAAAUUAAAUCAAGUUUAGCCAGUGUCGAACAAAGAGAAAGGAAAAGAAGAGAUGCUAUUGAUAAUAAUGUUAAAUUAUUAAAAGAAUUAAAAGAUUAUGAAGCAAGAUUUGGUUCUGGUUCAAAUAGAUCACAAAUGAUAAGAGAGAAAAUUGAAUCAAAUUCAAUUAAUUUAGAAACAGCUGAAAUGCAAUUUGUUAGAUCAAUAUCAACUGAAUUAAAAGAAUCUUUAUUAGAUUAUGUUAUAAGUUUACAAGUUCUUGCUAAAAAAGUUGAUGAUUCAUGUAUUGAAUAUUCUAUGAGUAUAAUAAAUACUGAUAUGGAACAUGAUUCAGGUCCAAAUUCAAAAAGAUUACAUAUUAAAUUAAAAGAAUUAGGAAUUCAUACUUCAUCAAUUCCAAAACAAGUUUCUGAAGGUAAUAGAAUUUAUGUGUUAAAGAAUUCAAGUUUUAAAAGUCCUAUAAAGGAAUCACCACAACCUAUUGAUGAUUUAGGUUAUGCCUUAUGUGCUGAAUGUCAUAAAAUGAAAAAUUAUGAAAGAUCAAGUAAUCAUCCAAGUGCAAAUACUCAGAAUUCAAAUCUGCCUUUAGAUUCUACAACAUCUGAACAACCAAGUCAUAAAAUUAAUGUUAAUGGAAUCAAUAAUCCUUCAAGAAUUUCAACUGAUGAUGGUAUUAAACCUCAUUUUCAAUUCAGAGAUAAUACUUAUGUUGGUUCUGAUAAUUGGAAUUAA
Molecule: messenger RNA, 1113 nt
Organism: Scheffersomyces coipomensis
Lineage: Eukaryota; Fungi; Ascomycota; Pichiomycetes; Serinales; Debaryomycetaceae
Exons: 1
Coding region: 1-1113 (370 amino acids)
Source: RefSeq, a predicted model, not a curated record